This is a messenger RNA of Cannabis sativa, 2504 nucleotides long. RefSeq lists its product as uncharacterized. The record is from RefSeq and is a predicted model, not a curated record. Lineage: Eukaryota; Viridiplantae; Streptophyta; Magnoliopsida; Rosales; Cannabaceae. Gene Ontology annotation, molecular function: acetylglucosaminyltransferase activity. Bases 490 to 1983 code for a protein of 497 amino acids. The transcript has 3 exons.
AAAUGUAACAUGUUUCUCUGUUAUUUCUUUCUUUUCAAAUUUAAAUCUCAUUUAUUUAAUUAGGGCGAAAAACAUAAAACCUAUUUAUCAUCACCAUGGUCUAUUGUUAGUACACUACACAAACACAUAAUAACAUUGUUCCAACUCAUCUCUUCAGCUCUUUCAUCAAGUUUAGGAAAGACAUCUUUUAUUUUAUUUUUCAGAAAAGGAAAAAAAAAAGAAGAAAGCAUAUUUCGUUUCCCUUUCUGACUCCAUAGAAGAAAACAAAAUCAGAAAUUGACGUCCUACAUUCUGAGCAAUCUCUUUCUUUUUGUACCAUAAAUUUUCUGGGCUUCACAAAACAGAGUAAGCCCAUGUCUGUUUGUUUUACUUUUCCUCUUUUCGAACAACACCGUCCGACGUCGUUAGAACCUCAAUCCGGGGAUCAGAUGAAAUCUUUUGUCUCUAGAUAACUACUGUGCGAAUUUUCUGGCUGAGAAAAAAAAAUAAAUGAAGCAGAAUCGACAUGGACCGAGUCAAGACCCGCUCAAGGCGCACAACUUUUCCUGGUUACCCGAUAGAGCAAGCGAGUUAUUCGCUCUUCUAAUGCGAAUCGGACUCCUGGUUUGCCUCGUGGCAUCAAUUUCGCUCGCUCUCCAUUCGGCUUUCUGGGGUAGCUCGUCUCGGCGGUUCGCUUUACCGGACCGGACAACGAAAUUUCCAGACUACUCUGCACAAAACGACGACGUCACGGGACCCACCAACAUCUCACACGUUAUUUUUGGAAUCGGCGCUUCGGUGCACACGUGGCGAGAGCGCAGCCGUUACAGCCUUCAAUGGUGGGACCCCAACGCUACUCGCGGCUUCGUCUGGCUCGACGCGGAACCAAAACCUGACGUAAUAAAAGACACUGUUUCUAUUCCCUACCGAGUGUCGGAGGACUGGACCCGGUUCAAAUACUCCAGCUCACGAGCAGCGGUUCGGAUCGCCCGAAUAGUCCUGGAGAACUUUCGGGUCGGGUUUCCAAACGCGAGGUGGUUCGUGAUGGGCGACGAUGAUACCGUGUUUUUCGCGGAUAAUUUAGUUUCGGUGUUAGGGAGUUACGACCACACGCAGAUGUACUACAUCGGCGGAAAUUCGGAGAGCGUGGAGCAGGACGCGAUGCACGCGUACGACAUGGCGUUUGGUGGUGGUGGUUUCGCCAUUAGUCGCCCACUCGCGGCUCGCUUGGCCAAGAUAUUGGACGGUUGCCUCGACCGUUAUUAUAGAUUUUACGGCUCUGAUCAGAGGAUAUGGGCUUGCCUCAGUGAGCUUGGCGUGUCACUCACUCGCCACCGUGGGUUCCAUCAGUUGGAUAUUAAAGGAAACCCGUAUGGUCUUCUAGCAGCACAUCCAUUGGUUCCACUGGUAUCCCUGCACCAUCUUGAUUACUUGAAUCCCUUGUUCCCGGGGCAAACCCAAAUAGAAUCAGUGGAGACCUUAAUGAAAGCGUAUCGGGUCGACCCGGGACGUAUAUUACAACAAUGUUUUUGCUACGACAAGAAACGUAAAUGGUCAAUAUCUAUAUCUUGGGGCUAUACUUUGCAGAUUUACCCCUUCAUGUUAGCAGCUUCGGAACUUCAAAUGCCCUUGCAGACGUUCAAAACGUGGCGGAGUUCGAGUGACGGGCCUUUCACUUUCAAUACCCGACCCGUGAGCGACGACCCAUGUCAGCAACCGUUAGUUUACUUUCUGGAACGGGUCGAGGAGGUGGCUGAGAGUGGAACUAGGAGUAGUUUUUUGUUGUCUCUGAGCAAACAAGCCAAGAAAUGUAGAACGGAAGUGUAUAAGCGUGUCAUGGCAAUCCCAAAAGUUGUUGUUACUUCUAUGAAGAUGGACAAAGACUAUUGGAACAAGGUUCCUGUUAGACAGUGCUGUGAGAUUUUGGAUCAUGCAAGUGUAAAAAACGGGGUCAUGCAGAUUAGAAUUAGAAAGUGCAGACCAAAGGAAACUAUUACUUUUUAGAGAGAAAGAGAGAGAGAGAGCACUUUCAUAAUAUUACAGAAGUUAGUGCCUCAACCUCAAGUGAAUAUCUACUUUACUUCACACCACUAAAGAUGGCCUAAGUGCUCUUAGCACCACAGCACCUCGUAUAGGCUCUAAAUGUCUACAUCAAUUUGAAAUAUUGUCAUAUGUGACUUUUAUGACAGAAAAGGUGCUAAAGCUCGUGUAUAGGAUUGAGGUUGCUUACAUAUGAGAUGUAAUGGAGAAGGAAGGUAAGAAAAAGGAGCUUUCCUGUAGCUUUGAAAUCUCUACUUUAAGUGGUAUGUGACUUUAUUUUUGGGGAGAGAGAUGGUUAAAGAAAAGAAUAAUCAAAGAAUAAUUUAACUUAUUAUACUCUGUAAUGGCAUCUAUACUACACACUUGAAUUGUGGUCCUCGUUUAUUAUCACUAGGGAAUUAAUAGCUUAUACAGUGAAUUUUGGAUUAUAUGGUACUUUUUGUAAAGAUGAAAAUUAGAUGUUACAUGGUAUUUAUUUAGCUUAA